This is a messenger RNA of Clunio marinus, 180 nucleotides long. The record is from the annotation of a GenBank genome assembly. NCBI's taxonomy places the organism in Eukaryota, Metazoa, Arthropoda, Insecta, Diptera, Chironomidae.
AUGGAGCUGUUUCUGCCAAGCCUUUCUCAACUUUCCGCUAAUUGUUUUGUUGUUCAUUAUGCCACAACUAAACAUUUUAGAGGCUUAGCUGAUGGGAUUUAUUCGGAUACAAAGAGCGAUUACUAUGUCAGGUUGUUUUGCGCGCGAUAUCAUAAAGUUAAAGGAAGAUACGAGAUCUAA